Molecule: messenger RNA, 372 nt
Organism: Brenthis ino (lesser marbled fritillary)
Lineage: Eukaryota; Metazoa; Arthropoda; Insecta; Lepidoptera; Nymphalidae
Source: the annotation of a GenBank genome assembly
AUGUCUUAUACAUAUAAUACCAAUGCUCAUACAAAAUACUUCCAAAGAACAGCACUUCCGAAUUCCUGCAAGCAAAUAACUGAAUACCAGCACGCAUGUUAUAUUUUGCAAUUCCCUGAAAUGGCCAAACUACGUAAUAAUAUUGUGGUCGGGUUCACAUUCGGGGCAGAAUCAUCGAUAGUCAUUAUCGAGAAAGCGGGUUUAAGAGCCGUCUCGGCCCCAACGGGACCUUUACGGAGGGCUCAUCCCGACGCGUCCUAUAACUAUGCUAAUGUUAUUUGCGCCACUGGGCUUCACAAAACGGCGGUAUCCACUAACUUGCGUUCCAAGAACGGUUGUACAGUAAAAGUACACGCCCAUCUUAUGAACUAU